CCAUAUAUUAGUUUGAUGGACAAUUUUUAUUUAAGAAAUGCAAAAAUUAGACAUUUAUUUUUGUCCAUUCAUUUUAAAAGAAGAUGGUCAUCCGGAAAUAUCAGCAAUCUUUGCUCCAUUCCAAUCCCAAUUCCACUUAUACAUAGAGAAGAACAAGUUUCAAAUUUUGAUAGUAUUGCUCUUCUUCUUAAUUAUUAGACCCAUAUAUAUAUAUUUAUAUUUAUGUAAAUAUACUUGAAUAGCUUGAAGAAGAUGGAAGAAUCGUUUCCUAUGACAGGAGGAGAUGGCCCAUACAGCUAUGCCAAGAAUUCAAAUCGACAGAAAGAAGCUGCUGAAAGCGCUAAAGCAAUGUUGGUGGCCGCCAUAACUGAAAACCUAGAGAUCAACAAACAUAAUAUUUGUCCCAUCUCAAACUCAUUUCGGAUUGCUGACUUUGGUUGCUCUACUGGCCCAAACACCUUUAUCGCAGUUGACACUAUAAUCGAAGCUGUUUGUAAAACCUACCAUGAGAGUACUUUUGUGCAUAACCCCGAAUUCCAUGUCUUUUUUAGCGACCAUGUCUCUAAUGACUUCAACUUUCUUUUCACCAACCUUCCUAAGGAUCGGAGUUACUUUGCAGCCGGUGUGCCUGGCUCCUUUCACAACAAAUUGUUUCCUAGGGCUUCAUUAAACCUCGCCUACUCGUCACAUGCAUUGCAGUGGUUGUCGAAGACUCCAGUGGAAGUCACAAACCCUAGCUCACCCGCAUUUAACAAGGGCAAGAUUUUUUAUGCCAAGGCUGUAGAGCAAGUUUGUGAGGCCUAUAAGCGUCAACAUGAAGAGGACUUAGCAAGUUUUUUUGGUGCUCGAUCGGAAGAGCUCGCUCCUGGUGGGCUAGUUGCGAUUCUAAUGUCCGGUAGAGAAGAUGAGAGUUCUCCAUCUCAAGUCUCGCUUGGCCCUCUUUUUGAACCACUCGAAUCUACCCUUAUAGAAAUGGCUAACGAGGGAAUAAUAAGCCAAGAAAAGCUUGACUCAUUCAACUUGCCCAUUUUUAGUCCAUCACCUAAGGAGAUUAAGAAAAUAAUACAAAAAAAUGGAUGUUUUGAAAUAUUAAGAUUGGAAGUUCAACCUCGAACACUUCAUCCUAUGAUCACUUUACAACAAUGCAGAGCUGGUUUUGAGAACAUUAUCAUCAAACAUUUUGAUGAUAAUAAUAAUGAUAAUGUUAUAAUAGAACAACUCUUUGAUCGUUACUCCAAGAAAAUUGGAGGAUAUUCUCCUAUAUCUGAGGAUGAUAAAACUAUGGCCAUUGGAUUAUUCUUGUUGCUUAAGAGGAGAUAAUUACCUAAAAUAUUAAUUAUAAGCCAAUUUUGAUAUUUUGUUUUUGGGGAAUUACCCCAUACAAUGAUAUUUUAUUUUUGGGUAAUUAUCCCAUAUACUAUUAUUUUUUUUUAAAUUUACGGUUUGAGUUGCUUUAAUAGUUGCUUGGGUGAGUUCUAUGUGAGUUGCUAUAUAGAUUUUGAUUGCGAUUUAAGUUGCUCCGUCGGUUGCUAUGUGAAUUUCCAUAAAAAUAUAUAUAAAAAAAACAGUUUUGAAGUGUAAAAAUAAAAA
This is a messenger RNA of Cannabis sativa, 1590 nucleotides long. RefSeq names its product loganic acid O-methyltransferase. Lineage: Eukaryota; Viridiplantae; Streptophyta; Magnoliopsida; Rosales; Cannabaceae. The record is from RefSeq and is a predicted model, not a curated record. Gene Ontology annotation, molecular function: S-adenosylmethionine-dependent methyltransferase activity. The transcript has 3 exons. Gene Ontology annotation, biological process: methylation. The coding region runs from base 253 to 1320 and encodes 355 amino acids.